CAUAAAUAAAGGGUCCAUAGUGAGAACAAAUUUUAUUUAGAAUUUUUUUCAAAAAAUAUUUUUGCAAUGCCCCCUGGGAAAUUUUUUGAUUUAUUUUAUUUAUCUUGGAACUAAAGACAGUAACUAGUUACAAUGAUGCGGCGAAAUACUUCUAUUUAUCAAAAAUAUUGUUUAAUUAUAUUAGAUUUCUAAAUACCUACUUCCUUUUAAAUCUCUAAGCAACUAGAUUUCACCUUGACCCAGUUUUUCAAAGUUUCUGCAAAAAACUUUUAUGAUGACUUUUUACAAGUUUUCAAGGUCUUUAAAAGCAUAUAUUGAGCUAUCUAUCUUGAAACAUAAAGCCAAUGAUUUAGUGACAAGAUGCUAUCAUACAAAGGAAGGUGUAUUUGGCUAUAAACCUUCGAAACCAAAGGAAUAUGUACUAGAUGCAGCUAUAUCGAAUAAUCGAAUCAAUCAUAGUAACCUGGUGCGUCUGGUGACAGCUUACAGAGAACAUGGGCACAAGAAAGCAAAUAUAGACCCCCUUGGCCUUGCUAAACCUAUGUUGGUACCAGAACUUGAUCUGGCAUCCUAUGGAUUGUCUGAGACUAACACUCACAACUUACAUGGAAUAUUAUAUCAUGGAGCCCAACAAGCUACAACUGCAGAAGUUGUGGAAACGUUAGAAAAAUUAUACUGUGGGGCCAUGUCAAUAGAGUACCACCACUUACAUGAAUUUGAAGAAAGGGAAUGGUUUGCUCAAAAGUAUGAACAAAGUUUUAACACCAAUGUUUUGUCGCCAGAGAGAAAGGUAGACUAUGCAAAACUUAUGCUGAAAUGUCAGGCGUUUGAUCUGUUCUUGGCAAAUAAGUUUACAACUGUCAAGCGAUACGGGGGCGAAGGAGCAGAGAGCAUGAUGGGAUUUUUUGAUGAAGUUUUCUCCUCAUCUUGUGAAUUUGAUGUUGAGGAUGUAGUUAUGUGUAUGCCUCAUAGGGGGCGUCUCAAUCUUCUGGCAACCAUGUUGGAAUUUCCAGCAGUCAUUAUGUUUCAAAAGAUGAAAGGUUUGCCUGAAUUCCCACCCAAUGUAGACUGCAAAGGAGAUGUCCUCUCCCAUCUAUUCACAUCUGUAGAUCUGAAGUACAAGGAUAAAUCUGUGCAUGUCUCCCUCAUCCCAAACCCAUCUCAUCUUGAGGCGAAUAACCCAGUAGCUGCAGGUAAAGCAAGGGCUAAGCAACAGUAUGAACAAGAUGGUGCAUACUCAGAUGAUCCUGAUGCUGUCCAGGGUGAUAAGGUGCUAUGUGUUCAAAUACAUGGGGAUGCAUCAUUUGCUGGUCAGGGUAUUGUCCCUGAAACCGCUCACCUUGCAUAUGCACCCCACUUCAGUGUUGGUGGUAGCCUUCAUCUGAUUGUAAACAACCAAGUAGGAUUUACCACUGAGGCACAUAUGGGCAGAUCAUCUCUUUAUUCGAGCGAUGUUGGCAAAAUCAUUGGUUCUCCAGUCAUUCGUGUCAAUGGAGAUUUUCCCGAGCAAGUCAUUGCAGCCACUAAGUUGGCCAUGGAGUAUAGGCAGAGAUUCAGAAAAGACAUCAUCAUAGACUUGAUGUGUUAUCGUCGCUGGGGACACAAUGAGAUGGAUGAUCCAUCUUUCACGCAACCAUUGAUGUAUGAUGUUAUCAGAAAUCGCAAGAGUAUUCCAGACCUUUAUGCUGAAAAAGUCAUUAAUGAAGGCCACUGUAGUUCACAAGAGUUAGAGGAAGUGACAGAACAAUGGAACAGUCACAUCAACCAAGAGAUAGCUAAAGUAGACUCACAUGUGCCAAAGGCCAAGCAUCUUGAAAGCCAGUGGUCAGGGCUGGUGCAAGCUCCACAUGAACUUACAGAGUGGGACACUGGUGUAGCUACAGAUGUAUUGCAGUAUAUAGGAGCACGCUCUGUAGCAGUUCCAGAAAGCUUGACUGUGCAUCCAACACUACUGAAGAUGCAUAUAGGCAAGAGGUUACAGAAAUUGGAGAAAGGAACAGACAUAGACUGGGCAACAGCUGAGGCACUUGCUAUGGGAUCUCUACUUUAUCAAGGUCACAAUGUUAGGAUAAGUGGGCAAGAUGUUGGUAGAGGAACUUUCAGCCACAGACAUGCCAUGUUGGUUGACCAGAACACUGAUGAAAUGUACAUACCAUUGAAUGAUCUCUCUGCAGAGCAGUCAGGCCAUUUAGAGAUUGCCAACAGUAUUCUGUCAGAGGAGGCUGUGCUGGGGUUUGAGUAUGGAAUGAGUAUAGAGAACCCAAGGACACUGGUUAUCUGGGAGGCUCAGUUUGGGGACUUCUUCAAUGGGGCUCAGAUCAUUAUAGACACCUAUGUUACUUCUGGAGAAGCUAAAUGGUUGCUGCAGAGUGGACUAGUCAUGCUGCUGCCACAUGGUAUGGAUGGGGCAGGUCCGGAACAUUCCUCUAGUAAAAUAGAACGAUUCUUACAACAAUGUGAUAGCAAAGAGGAUGGUGUAGAUGGGGACAAUGUUAACAUACAUAUAGUGAACCCAACCACUCCAGCACAAUAUUUCCAUUUACUACGCAGACAGCAAAUUCGUAAUUUCCGCAAACCAUUGAUUGUGAUUGCACCAAAGACAUUACUUAGACUGCCAGCUGCUGUGUCUUCCCUCAGCGAUAUGGCCCCAGGGAGCACAUUCAAACCAAUCAUCGGGGACAAUUCCGUCCAAUCAUCUGAUGUAGAGAGGGUAAUCUUCUGCUCAGGAAAACAUUAUUAUGCCCUAGAGAAUCACCGGGAAAAAAUCAAGGCCAAAAAUACAGCCAUCGUCAGAGUAGAGUCACUGUGUCCCUUCCCUACAGAACAGCUGCAACAAGAAAUAAAGAACUACACAAAUGCCAAAGAAUAUCUAUGGUGCCAAGAGGAACAACAAAACAGUGGGGCCUGGAGUUUCAUGGCACCACGUUUCAGGAACCUCCUCAAUACAAAUUUGAGAUAUGUUGGUCGUGGUCCAUUAAGCAUGCCAGCUGUUGGAGUUGGUGCCUGGCACCAGAAAGAGGCUGAGGAUAUUAUAUUGAAUGCAUUUCAACCAGACAAAUCUUCAUGAUGGACAUUGUCAUAGAUAUUAAUUCAUAAUAUGAUAAUUAUCAUGGAUAUGUUUAUAUAAUCUUAAAUAUCAUAUCAUCAAAUAAUGGAUGAAAUUGAUGAGCAUAAUUAUGAGGAACAUGUGAUGUAACUAUCAUGUAUAGGUUUGAUACAUUAUUAUUUGGGAGGGAGGCGAUGAUUGCUUACAUUGGUUAUUGUUAGAUCAUUUACCUCAGGUGAAAUACUGGUUACUCGAUUGUGCUAAUUAGUAUAAUAUAUAACAUAUUGACGCAUAUUAUAAGCAAAAUUUGAUUUCACAGGUUCAAAAUUUUAUUGAAUAAAUAAUUUGAAUAUUCAUGUUGAUUUACUUUCCUGGGAGAAUAUAAAUCGGGAGAUUGUGGAUUCAAUUCCCACCGAGUAGGAAUGACUUUUUCACAUCAGCCCUUAGCAUAGGAUUUGAUCCUAU
This is a messenger RNA of Owenia fusiformis, 3511 nucleotides long. The record is from the annotation of a GenBank genome assembly. NCBI's taxonomy places the organism in Eukaryota, Metazoa, Annelida, Polychaeta, Sabellida, Oweniidae.